Molecule: messenger RNA, 2373 nt
Organism: Fonsecaea multimorphosa CBS 102226
Lineage: Eukaryota; Fungi; Ascomycota; Eurotiomycetes; Chaetothyriales; Herpotrichiellaceae
Exons: 9
Coding region: 1-2373 (790 amino acids)
Biological process (GO): protein processing
Cellular component (GO): plasma membrane
Molecular function (GO): metalloendopeptidase activity
Source: RefSeq, a predicted model, not a curated record
AUGGAUCGUCGUUCAGUGUCGAGUGGCGGUGAUUGCGCCGGCGAAAAGUCACCGUUCCUUCGAGACGAAGAAAGCAAUGCGCCGACUCCCGCCAACCGAUGUCCUUCUUGCGGCCGUUACCGACAGAAACCAUUUCACUGGCUUGCCUUCGCUGGGUUCAUGGUCCUGUCCGUGUUCUUGUUCUUGCCUGUUUAUUUCGGUCCUCCUCUAAGUCGACCAUCGGACUGGCAACAUCACCGUCUAUGGUCCGACAGCUGGCGUUUCUCGGUCAAUGCGGACAGGAAGGAGCCAGUGCAGAAUGGAGCUGAUGUCUGCCUCACACCCGCAUGUGUCCAUGCCUCCUCUGAGCUGCUUUACAACUUGUCGCCCGACUACAAGACCCUCGACCCGUGCACCGACUUCGAGGAACUCGUCUGCGGAGGAUGGCGCGACCGUCAUGAUCUACGCCCAGACCAAGGUGAUGCCUUCACUGGCACCAUCAUGGCUGAGAAUUCGCAGAUGCUGCUCCGCCAUAUUCUUGAAGCCUCGUACCCCGAAUUGUCUGCGCAUUCCUACUUCUCCCCUGCCACACUAGACAGUGCCUCUGGCUCGGUUGACAAGGAGAAUUUCGACAAGCUUAAAGCUGCAUAUGACGCUUGCUUGGACGAGGACACCAUCAAGGAACUCGGUGUUGCCCCAUUGGUCGAGAUACUCAACGACACCUCGAACCAUUUCUCGUCUGGCGAUCUUUCUUCCACCGUCUUAUUCAUGCUCAAGACUGGGAUUCCGACCUUGAUAUCUGCUGACACCGGUGCCGACGACAAAGAUCCAGACACGGUAGUCGUCUCCAUCUCGGCUCCGUGGAGCGUCGGCUUGCCGGCCAAGGAAAUGUAUGAAGACGAAAAGCUCGUGAAGAAGUAUGAAGAUACGGCCUCGGAAGUCCUCUCGGCUCUCCACGAGCAAGCCGCCGCGGUCGCAGUUGACGCCCAUGCUCUGGUCGAGUUUGAGAAACAGCUUGCGAAAGCUUCGCCAAGUGCUGAAGACCGCAACGACGUUACAAAAUACUACAAUCCCAUGUCUCUAGCUGAUGCAGAUGCUCUCAUUCCACAACUGAAGCUGUCAAAAAUCCUCGGCAGUCUUGCCCCUUCAGACUACAAACUGGAUCGAGUUAUAGUCAUGGCUCCACAAUAUAUGAAGGAGCUUAGUAAACUGCUGGCAGACACUCCAAAGAAGACCCUGCACGCGUAUUUUCUCUGGAAGGCGAUCCAGUCAUACGCUAGCUUCGUUGAGGCCGAUGCCGUUGCUCCCCUCAAACGGUUUUCGAACGAGUUGGUGGGCAAGGAUCCAGAUACGAAGCCGGAACGGUGGAGGACGUGCGUCAACCAUGUCGACUUUGGCGUGGGCUGGAUCUUGAGCCGUUUCUUCGUCGAAAAAGCUUUCUCCGCCAAAGCCAAAGAAUUUGGUGAUCAGAUUGUGUCCGACAUCAAGGAUCAGUUUAUUGAAAAGCUCAAGGUCACUGAGUGGAUGGAGAAGGAAGUGAUUGAGUUAGCCAUUUCCAAAGUCCACAACAUCGUCCAGAAGAUCGGUUAUCCAGAUAAGAGCCCAAAUAUUAUGGAUCCCGUGAGUUUGAAGAAAUAUUACGCUCCAGUGAACAUCACUUCGUCCACGUACUUUGGCAAUGCAGUGUCGGUCAUCCGUGCUGAGCUCGCUCGCGAAUGGGCAGCCCUCGGCAAGCCUGUGGAUAGGAACCAAUGGGAUAUGACUGUGCCGACUGUGAACGCAUACUACAAUCCUCCUGGAAACGAAAUCGUAUUCCCAGCAGGAAUCAUGCAGUUCCCUGUGUUUGAUGUCGAGGUCCCCCAAUAUCUCAGCUACGGCGCCUUCGGUUCCGUCUCCGGCCACGAGCUCUCUCACGCAUUCGAUUCCACCGGUCGCCACUACGACCAGAACGGUAACUUCACCGACUGGUGGACGGAAAAGACGGUCGAGAGCUUCAAGAAGCGCGCAGAGUGUUUCGUCGAGCAGUACGCCAACUUUACUGUACCCGGGCCAGAUGACAAACCGCUACACGUCAACGGCCGAUUGACUUUGGGUGAAAACAUUGCCGACGCCGGAGGUUUAUCUGCAGCAUUUGCGGCGUGGAAGAAGCGAGCGGCGGAAAAGCCAAACCAGGAUCUUCCCGGUCUGGAGUUCUUCACGCAGGAGCAGCUGUUCUUCGUUAACUAUGCCAAUUGGUGGUGCGGAAAGACAAGGAAAGAAACUGCCAUUCAGCGCAUCUACUUGGACCCGCAUGCGCCCAAGUUUGCAAGGAUUUUGGGUACCAUGGCCAACUCAAGAGACUUCAGGGAGAGUUUCCAGUGCGAACAGAAGGAGCCCGUCUGUGAAUUGUGGUGA